CGAGCAGCGAAGGACUGCUGCUUUAUUUCAUGCGAACAGCGAACACGCACGGAUAAAUUUUUUUUUUAAAAAAAUGCGCAACUAUCCUGCGCGGACCUGAAUGUCGAGGAGUUCGGAGACGACCGGCGAGAGGGAGAAGGAAACAAAUUAAAUCAGCGGGAAUGCAGGGAAUUAAAUAGAGACUUAGGCAUUCUGUCUUGCUACAAGUGUGUCUGUGCGGCUCUGCAGCCCAACCUGGCAACACAUCACGAACUUCUCCUCAGGUUUACUUCAGCGGGCACGUCUGGAGUGGUGAUGUCUUGACUCGUGGCCUCUCCAGCCCAGUGAAGGACGUGUCAGUGCCGGGCUGCUGCUAAUGGGAACUCCUGCUCCGCCAUGAGUGCUCGAGAUGGCGUUGGUGGCAUGGGCACCCUGGGCCGGCGGCAGCGUUUCGAGAACUCAGAGUUCACCGUGCGCAUCUACCCGGGCGCCCUGGCCGAGGGCACCAUCUACUGCCCAAUCAGUGCCCGAAAGACCACCACAGCCGCUGAGGCCAUCGAACGUGUCAUCGAACGCCUGCACCUGGACCGCACCAGGUGUUAUGUUCUGGCUGAGGUGAAGGAGUUUGGUGGGGAAGAAUGGAUUCUGAACCCCUGCGACUGCCCCGUGCAGAGGAUGAUGCUCUGGCCACGCGUGGCCCUAGAGCACCGCGCGUUGUCUGGUGCCGAGGAUUACCGCUUCCUCCUGAGGCAGAAGAACCUGGACGGCUCAAUCCACUAUGGAGGCAGCCUCCAGAUGUGGCUGCAGGUGACGGAGGAGCGCAGGCGCAUGCAGGAGCGCGGACUGCUGCCACAGCCUGAUUCGCAGGGGGACCAUGCAGAUCUGUGCCACCUGCCGGAGCUCAACGAGCGCUCGCUGCUGGACAACCUGCGCUCGCGCUUCCGCCAGGAAAAGAUCUACACUUAUGUUGGGAGCAUCCUCAUCGUUAUUAAUCCCUUCAAGUUCCUGCCCAUCUACAACCCCAAGUAUGUGAAGAUGUAUGAUAAUCAUACACUGGGAGAUUUGGAGCCACAUAUUUACGCUGUGGCGGAUGUGGCGUACCACGCCAUGCUGCAGAGGGAGAGCAAUCAGUGCAUCGUUAUAUCUGGGGAGAGCGGCUCUGGGAAGACGCAAAGCACAAACUUUCUCAUUCAUCAUCUGACGGCUCUCAGCCAGAAGGGAUUCGCCAGCGGAGUGGAGCAGAUUAUCUUGGGGGCGGGGCCAGUACUAGAGGCAUUUGGGAACGCGAAGACGGCCCACAACAACAACUCCAGUCGCUUUGGCAAAUUCAUCCAGGUGAACUACCAAGAGAGCGGCACUGUGAGAGGAGCGUAUGUUGAGAAAUAUCUCCUGGAGAAGUCAAGGCUGGUCUAUCAGGAGCACAAUGAGCGGAACUACCAUGUGUUUUACUACCUGCUGGCAGGAGCGAGUGAAGAAGAGAGGAAAGCCUUUCACCUCAAGAAGCCUGAAGAAUAUCAUUACCUCAGUCAGAUGACAAAGUCGACCCGACAGCUGCACUGGGACAGUUACUGUGACAGUGAACCGGACUGCUUCACGGUGGAGGGAGAAGACCUGAAACAUGACUUCGAGAGGCUUCAGCUGGCCAUGGAGAUGGUGGGCUUUCUUCCUGCAACGCGCAGACAGAUCUUCUCCCUGCUGUCGGCCAUCCUUCACCUUGGCAACAUCCGCUACAAGAGGAAAACCUACAGGGACGACUCCAUCGACAUCUGUAACCCAGAGGAGCUGCCCGUCGUCUCGGAGCUGCUGGAGGUCAAAGAAGAGAUGCUGUUUGAAGCCCUGACAACACGCAAGACGGUGACUGUCGGGGAGAAGCUGAUUGUUCCUUACAAACUGUCUGAGGCUAAUACGGUGCGAGACUCCAUGGCCAAGUCCCUGUACAGCGCUCUGUUUGACUGGAUCGUCUUCAGGAUCAACCACGCUCUGCUCAACGUCAAGGACCUGGUGGAGACCACUAAGAUCUUGUCCAUCGGAGUCCUCGACAUCUUUGGUUUUGAGGAUUACGAGAACAACAGCUUCGAACAGUUUUGCAUCAACUUUGCCAACGAGCGUCUGCAGCACUACUUCAACCAGCACAUUUUCAAGCUUGAACAAGAGGAGUACAGGUCAGAGGGCAUCAGCUGGCACAACAUCGACUACAUCGACAACACGGGCUGCAUCAACCUGAUCAGCAAGAAGCCCACAGCAAUGUUCCACCUACUGGACGAGGAGUGCAAUUUCCCCCAAGCCACCAACCAGACUCUGCUGGAUAAGUUCAAGCGGCAGCAUGAGGGGAACAGCUACAUCGAGUUCCCGGCCGUCAUGGAGCCCGCCUUCAUCAUCCGACACUAUGCUGGCAAGGUCAAGUACGGUGUCAAGGACUUCAGGGAGAAGAACACCGACCACAUGCGGCCAGACAUUGUAGCUUUACUGAAGAGCAGUAAGAGCGCCUUCAUCUGCGGGCUGAUGGGAAUCGACCCGUCGGCCACUUUCCGCUGGGCAGUGCUCCGAUCCUACUUCAGGGCCCUGGUCGCUUUCAGAGAGGCUGGAAAGAGGCACACGCAGAAGAAGACUGGGCAUGAUGACGCUGCUCCCUGUGCAGUUUUGAAAAGUGUGGAUAGUUUUAGCUUUCUGCAGCACCCUGUGCAUCAGAGAAGCUUAGAGAUCCUGCAGAGAUGCAAAGAGGAGAAGUACACUCCAGAUGAGAGUGAAAGUGUUGUUCAAAGUGAUGACACUGAAAACGGUGUAUCCAGAAAGAGUGCGCGCACGCCGCUGUCGGACCUUCAGGGCAGCAACACUAUCAAUGAGAAAUCUCCACGGAGUUCUCCGGGCCUUGGCUGGAACGGACGUUUGGGUCGACAGAGUCGCUUGUCAUCCAGCAGCUCCGCCACAGAGGAAGACGGCAUCUUCGUCAACUCUGCCAGCAGUAAACUCCUGGAGAGAGCGCACGACAUCCUGAUGAGGAACAAAAACUACAAAUCUAAGCCAGUUCUCCCAAAGCAUUUACUCAACGUCAAGUCUCUAAAGUACCUCAGCAACCUGACGCUUCACGACCGCAUCACCAAGUCCCUGCUUCACCUCCACAAGAAGAAGAAACCACCCAGUAUCAGCGCACAGUUCCAGGCCUCCCUCAAUAAGCUAAUGGAGACUCUGGGUCAGUCAGAGCCUUAUUUUGUCAAGUGCAUCCGUUCCAAUGCUGAGAAGCUGCCCUUAAGGUUUAAUGAUAACCUGGUGCUGAGGCAGCUGCGUUACACAGGUAUGCUGGAGACUGUGCGCAUCCGGCAGUCGGGCUACAACAUCAAGUACAGCUUCAAGGAUUUUGUGCAUCACUUCUGUGUGCUGCUCCCAGAGGGCACGAGUGCCACCAGAGAGGGCAUCCAGCAGUGUCUGGACCAGCUGGACCUGGUGCCAGAUGGGUACCAAGUGGGAAAGACAAUGGUGUUCCUGCGGGAGGCUGAGCGUCAGCGGCUGCAGGCCUUACUCCACACUGAAGUCCUGAGACGCAUCAUCACGCUGCAGCGGCGCUUCAGAGCUCAGCUGGAGAGGAAACAGUUUGUCAGGAUGAAAGAAGCGGCGGUCCGCAUCCAGAAAUGGUGGCGUUUGUAUCGACCUGUAGAGGAGGAGGAGGAUUAUGACCCUUCGGUCCAGGAGGGGGCAGCUGUGUGUCUGCAGGCUCACUGGCGAGGUUACAGGGAGCGUCAGAAGUUCAGACUGUGGAGGGAAGCUGCUCUGGUGCUGCAAAGGGCAUGGAGGAUGUGGCUGUACCGGCGCUGCACAGCAGCUCUGGUUAUCCAGACGGCCUGGCGCUGUCAUCAAGCCCGAGAAACCUACCUGCGUCUGUAUGCUGCUGUGAAACAUCUACAGAGAAUAAGCAGAGGCUUCCUCACCAGGCAGAGCUUCAAAAACCUGAGAGAAGAGAGACUGAGGGAGAGGAAGGAGCAGCAGGAGAAGCUGCUUCAGUUGCAGAACGGACAGGUGAAUGUGUCACCGGAGGAAGAAGGGGCGUCACCUGAGACCAUCAUGGGGUUGGACCUCAGCACGUGGGAGGAUCGGUCCUGCGAGCAACGAGAAAGGAGCCUCCAAAUCCUCAGCAGCCAUGACGGAGCAGUUAAGGAGGAAGAAGAAGGAAGAAAACAUGCUGGGACGACAGAGAGCCCCUCUAAAGCUCACAGUGAACCUGCGACCUCAAUCCCAACAUCCACUGUGGUGGUACGAGAGAGGUCGAGAACUUUAGAUGAGCCCAGCCAGAAAACCACUCGGGCCAAGAGAGAGAGCCGGCGGAUGAGAGAGCUGGAGCAGGCCAAGUUCAGCCUGGAGCUCCUCAAAGUUCGUGCGACCACCGGCGGAGCCUCGUCCCCCUCUGAGGAGCGGCGCUGGUCUGUCGAGCUGGUGCCUCCAACAACGCCACCUCUCCGUUCACCUCAGGGCACGCCCGACAGCCAGAGCUCCAAGGGCAGCUUUGAGCUUCUCACCAUGGACGAGGAGGCACCCAAGGCUGUGGAGGAGGUGACGGAUAGUGAGGACACCUGCUCCCCUCCUCCUCCUCCAGUAGAGCCUGAUGUGGAGGUUGUUUCAACAGGCACACAGCCAGUUGACCCACACAGGACAGGAGUUUCUGAUGCUGUCACUCAACCAGGCAGCCAGAUCAAAACGGACCUGGCAGCCUCCUCUGCUCCCACACAUCCGCCCAAAAUCGAGAACUACCUCCCGACUUUUUACGUCCCUGCUAGCGAGGGAAGCACAGCCAUCUCCGGUCGUCCUUCAGAAGAGCCUCAACAAAGUGCAGAGGCAGCCGUCUCUACGACCACCAUUGUUACCAAGCCCAUCAAAGAGAGGCGAGAGUCAACGCGUCGUCCUGUGGUGGUGGUCAUCAGCAUGCAGAAGGAAACACCACUAAGUGAAGAGCUGAGCGACAUCGUCCGUCCCCCUGUGGAGGUUCGAGAUUCUGCAGCCCAGACAGGGGAGGUGACACCAUCGCCACAGAAGCCAGAACCAGCUCCUGCACCUCAAGGUCCGGUCCCCAUCUCUACCUCUGUCCCUCAGGCUGACCCGGCCAUCAUAGAGAAGCUGGUGCGACUGAAUGAGGAGAAAGAGGAGAGGCAGCGCAAUCAGCAGCAGCAGAAUGAAAAGGAGAUGAUGGAGCAGAUCAGACAGCAGAAGGAGGUUCUGGAGCGGCAGCGUCUGUUCUUCGCUCAGUACGAGAGAGAAAUGUUUGAGAAACAAAGGGGCGAAGCUCUACAGAGGAUACAGCAGAUUCGACAGGGACAAGAUGUUGGUGCAACUGCAACCUCCGGGAAGCCCCUGAGACCCAGCUCCCUGCUCAUCGAGAGACCGGCGGGGCUGGUUCCUCAUGCCAGAACAAAGUCCGACUCCACUCCCCCGCCAGUGCACUCUCCUCCUGGCCGAGCCCCUCAGCCCCAGCUGCCUCCUCCACCUGCCACCGCUCCCAGGGAGAGACGCAGGAUUGCCGCAGAGGGUUGGGCUCCCAAACUGACGCUGGAGUCCAAAGACGGAGGAACCAGAGUCAGAAUAGCUGCCAAGAAGCCUGCCAGUAACCAGGUCACCACAGUUAGCAUGGCGGACAAGCCCGGCAACAUCUUCUUCUCUCCCAAGGACAAAGUCACAUUUGCAAAGUUUGACGGAGACAUUGUCCCAAAAGAAACUCCUGCAGCUGUUCCCAGAGAAGCAGCCACACCGGCCUCUAAGCCUGCUAAAGCAACAAAAGGGCGAGAGGUUGGCAGAGCGGGCCAAAAAAAGAAAGCCAGAAUGGCUCGGACCCGCUCCGACUUCCUGACCCGCGCCCCCGUCCUCUCGGUGGGGGGCGAUUCAGACGAGGAUGACUAUGACGGCGACAGACCGCUCAGCCCCCUCAGCCCCCGUCAUUACACCCUGCCCCUCUCCAAACAGAGCUCCGCGGAGGCCAGCUUAGGAGAGUCCUGUCUCAGUGACUCAGACAUGCCUGUGAAUCCUGACGAGCCAAAGAAGAUUCACAAAGCCAUGUCGUCAGGAGAUUUGGGCAAAGUGGACUCGAUGCGCAAGAACUCACAGGAUGGAAGGGUUCGUAAGAUGCGUUUCUGGGGCAAGAACAAGUACGGAGACAAGAAGACAUCCCGAGACAAGAUGAUAUGUGGGUCAGACUCCCUGGAUGGAGACUAUGGAGACACCGGGCCUUUACUGGGAGAGGCAGGGCAGGAGAACAUGUCACCACCCUGCAGUCCUGAUCUGAUGUUGGAUCGUAGCCUCAGAGACCUGAAGGAGAACAAGGAGCCGUCUCCCAAGGUGAAGCGAAGGCGCAGUGUUAAGAUCACCAGCGUGGCUCUGGAACCUGCCCAGUGGCAGAACGACGCGCUGCAGAUCCUCACCUGCACCAACGACUACAGGAGCAUGAACGACUUCCUCAUGAAGAAGAUCAGCGACUUGGACACAGAGGACAGUAAGAAGGACACCAUGGUGGACGUCGUGUUUAAAAAGGCUUUGAAGGAGUUCCGUCUGAACAUCUUCAACUCAUAUUCCACAGCGCUCGCGAUGGACGACGGUAAGAGUAUCCGCUACAAAGACCUGUACGCUCUCUUCGAGCACAUCUUGGAGAAGACCAUGCGGCAGGAGCAGAGGGACUGGAGAGAGUCUCCCGUCACCGUGUGGGUCAACACCUUCAAAGUCUUCCUGGAUGAGUUCAUGACUGAGUACAAACCUCUGGACAGCACACUCAGCAAGCAGGUUCCGAAACCUGAGCGCAAGAAACGGAGGAAAAAGGACACCGACAUUGUGGAGGAGCAUAACGGACACAUCUUCAAGUCGACCCAGUACAGCAUCCCCACGUACUGUGAAUUCUGCUCCUCGCUCAUCUGGAUGAUGGACCGAGCCUGUGUGUGCAAAUUGUGCCGGUACGCCUGCCACAGAAAGUGCUGCCAGAAGACGACCACCAAAUGCAGCAAGAAGUUCGAUCCGGAGCUUUCCUCCAGACAGUUCGGAGUGGAAGUGUCUCGUCUGACUAACGACGAGAGGACGGUGCCUCUGGUGGUGGAGAAGCUGAUCAACUACAUCGAGAUGCACGGCCUCUACACUGAAGGAAUAUACAGGAAGUCUGGCUCCACCAAUAAAAUCAAGGAACUCAAGCAGGGACUCGACACAGAUGUUGACAGCAUGAAUCUGGACGACUACAACAUUCAUGUUAUUGCGAGUGUUUUCAAGCAGUGGCUGAGAGAUCUGCCCAAUCCUCUGAUGACGUUUGAGCUGUACGAGGAGUUUAUACGUGCCAUGGGUUUGCAGGAUAAAAAGGAAAUGAUCAGAGGGGUGUACUCGGUUAUUGACCAGCUGAGCAGAACUCACCUAAACACCCUGGAACGCCUCAUAUUUCAUCUUGUCAGGAUCGCCUUGCAAGAGGAGACAAACCGUAUGUCCGCGAAUGCCUUGGCCAUAGUGUUUGCUCCCUGUAUCCUGCGCUGUCCGGACACCAUCGAUCCACUGCAGAGUGUCCAGGACAUCGGCAAGACGACAGCGUGUGUUGAAGUGAUCAUUUGUGAACAGAUGAAUAAGUACAAAGUUCGACUAAAGGACAUCAGCAGCCUGGAGUUUGCAGAGAAUAAAGCCAAGUGUAGACUGACCCUCAUCCGACGGUCAAUGCAGCCAAAUGCCGCUAAAAAGGGAAAAGGUCACAUACAGCGACUCAGCUACCACACGCCUUCGCCUCCAGUCAGUCCGCGGCUGCCAUCUGUGGCUGAUGCUGUGAUUGAAGAGAGCGGCGAUGAAGAGAGAGCCGACUCGUUCGCCGAAAUCUCCGAGCAUCAGCAGGCGGCCAUGCAGCAGGAAGAGAGAGUGCUGACGGAGCAGAUCGAGAGCCUGCAGAAAGAGAAAGAGGAGUUGACUUUUGAGAUGCUGACUUUGGAGCCACGAGCAUCAGAUGAUGAGACCCUCGAGUCCGAGGCCUCUAUCGGUACCGCUGACAGCUCUGAAAACCUUAACGUUGACUCUGAGGGAACCAUUUCGGACUUCUCUGAGAAAGGUCCAGUGUUGACGUCCCCCUGGCCUCGGAGAUCGGACAUGAAAAGCCCCCGACGCCACGCUCUCCGCCGGCAGCCUGAGUCCCUGGACUCAGUGGACUCUGUGUCCAGUGUUUCUUCCUACUCCUCCUCAUCACACUUCCACCCGUCAUCCUCUUCUUCCUCUACCAACACCCGUCGCUUUCGUUUCCACGGCAAGUCCACAGGCUCAGGUUCAUCCCAGGCUCAGUCCCUAAAUUCAUCUCAAGCCUCCCGAUCCGAGAGCAUCGACAGCAGCCCGACAGGAGAUGUCGAAGGCGCAUAUGACGAGAGGCCCCAGUUUACAAGCCGAGGGACCUUCAAUCCAGAGAGGGGCAAACAGAAACUUAAGGGGGCCAAGCCUUCAACCUUGAGGCACUCCAGAGAAGGCGAUGGCCCCGGCAGGGACCCUCCAGACCUACAACAGCAGGUGGUGUUGUAUGGUAGUAAUGAAUUCAUGGUAUGAAGGACACUGGGACAAAGCACUCCCUAUUCCACUCCCUGGCAGGUAUACACCUUCUCAAACGGAGGUAACGCGAUGGCGACUGAUCUUCACUUCUCAAAGCACUCUUGCUUCGCCUUUCUUUGUUAAAGUCUGCAAAGUGUCCCCAAGUGCCGUGUACAGUGUUUCCACCCCCGGAUGGACAGGGGGAACGUUUGGCAGAGGGACAGGAAUCAGUGGGACUCCUCCUCUGUGGACGAGACUGCCACCCAUGCUCUCACAGUGCCUUGGCAGCUCUUUACUCAGCGCCAAGAGGAGACGUACUGAGCAGGAGGACAGAGAUAAAGGGAAUGUUGGAAUAUGCGGAAGACCACGUAGUAUCAGGGAAUGUUACAGAGCUGGAGAGCUGAAGCAGUGUACUACAGUAAAUACGAAGAAAUCAGGCAACAUCAGGCGUCACGGAUGUUACAGUGAACUUGACGCUCACGAUUAUUAGCUGCUUUAUGAGUUUACAGUUCAUAACAAUCAGUGUAAGCAGUUGUUGCUCUGUUAUUACAAAUUUAUUUUCCCUUAUUUAAUAAAUUUUAAUGUCACAGAAAUUCUUUAUAGCAUAUAAUAUACUGGUAUAAAUACUGUACAAAGCCGGAACACCAGCCUCUGCUGGGUAGUUGAAGUCAAUAUUUAUCUUUUGUUUUUGAGUAUCUUGGUCAGAGAUGUACGGAUAUGGGCCGUGGAUGAUUUAUGUGUGUGUGCGUAUGUGUGGCCGCGUGCCGAGUGCUCAUGCGUGACUGUGUGUAUGUGUGAGAAAGAGAAAACCACUUCAUGUGUUUGUGCUGCUUUUCCCCCCUCAUAAGGGGAAUACCGCCAUCAAAGGGACCAAGUUCAGCUGGUGUGUGUUCCAGCCCCGGAGAUCCCAGCUCUGUAAAGAAUGUUGGACAGGUAUAAAAAUCCCUGCAUUCACUGCUUAACAGCCAUACAACAAUUGUGAUGUACAGUACAGUUCAUAUGUACAGUAUAGUGGACAAAUGCCAUUCUAUUCUUGAAAUCUAUUGUUACCCAACCCCACCUCCUGUCUCUAAAGUGUUUGCUCAACAGCAACCAAACAAGAACAUAAAAUCA
Acanthopagrus latus (yellowfin seabream) is the source of this 9594-nucleotide messenger RNA. It is a transcript of the gene myo9aa, whose product is annotated as myosin IXAa. The transcript has 45 exons. The record is from RefSeq and is a predicted model, not a curated record. Gene Ontology annotation, molecular function: GTPase activator activity; microfilament motor activity; ATP binding. Gene Ontology annotation, cellular component: myosin complex. Lineage: Eukaryota; Metazoa; Chordata; Actinopteri; Spariformes; Sparidae. Gene Ontology annotation, biological process: intracellular signal transduction. Bases 376 to 8499 code for a protein of 2707 amino acids.